Molecule: messenger RNA, 890 nt
Organism: Ctenocephalides felis (cat flea)
Lineage: Eukaryota; Metazoa; Arthropoda; Insecta; Siphonaptera; Pulicidae
Product: protein snakeskin-like
Exons: 3
Coding region: 127-600 (157 amino acids)
Biological process (GO): septate junction assembly
Source: RefSeq, a predicted model, not a curated record
GCUCAUUUCAUGUGGUUUUCAUCACUGAAUUGAGGCAUUGAUUUAGGAACAGGUUAAAUUAAAAAAAAAUAGUGAGUGGUUAGUGAAUUAAAUUUAGAUUUGUGCUAAUAUUUCAUAUUUUUCAAAAUGGUGUCAAUACAAACAGUGGCUAGUAUUGUGCUAAAAAUUCUUAAAUUGGUUCUAAACUUGAUAAUCCUGAUUAUAUACCGUACUGGUUAUUCUGGUCAAUUUCUGGGAAUUGGUGGGACAUGGAAUCUAAACGAAGAAAAAAAUCCAGAUGUGGAAAUAGUGGCGAGCGGCGUGUUCGUAGGAUAUUUCAUUUAUACAUCUGUGCAAUUGAUGACAUUCUGUUUUGGUACCACUAAACACAAAAGGGAACUAUCAGAUAUCAUAAUGAACGUAGUGGGAACUUUCAUGUGGUUGGCAGUAGGAGGUACUGGUCUGCACUAUUGGAACGGAUACAUGAAUGAGCACCAUUUGCAGCAAGUUACUUCAGAAAGAGAAGUUGGUCUCGCCUUAGGUUCCUUGUGCGUGCUCAGUGGGGCCUGCUAUUUGCUGGACACGGUCUUAGCAUUCGUUCAUUUCGCAAAAGAAUUGUAGAAAAGUCCUCCUAUUAUUUUUCUCAUUUGUAUUUUGUAUAGUAGUUUAGUUCAUUUAAUAUAACAUUACAUUAUUAUCAUUAUUUUUAUAAGUUAUAUCUUUGUAGACCAGGCCAUUUGGCGACAAACAUUAAAAUUCUUUGUAAAUCCUUCUUUAGAUAAUCAAUAUACAAAUUAGGAUAUCUCCGUUAUUUACAAGAUUCGGUAGUUAACAUUUUUAACAAGGCACAUAUUAACUCUUCCGACUCGGAUGCCGCCGUUCCGGCGGCAAAGUUUAUAUAUAUCAUGGAA